Messenger RNA from Armigeres subalbatus, 1122 nucleotides. RefSeq names its product breast cancer metastasis-suppressor 1-like protein (gene Brms1). Gene Ontology annotation, cellular component: Sin3-type complex. Gene Ontology annotation, biological process: negative regulation of transcription by RNA polymerase II. Bases 182 to 892 code for a protein of 236 amino acids. The record is from RefSeq and is a predicted model, not a curated record. Lineage: Eukaryota; Metazoa; Arthropoda; Insecta; Diptera; Culicidae. Gene Ontology annotation, molecular function: histone deacetylase binding. The transcript is spliced from 3 exons.
UCAAAUCUUGCGUCGUAAAAAAUGGUGUUCAUGUUGUCAUCGCUUGAGCAAAGUGCGAAAACAGUGGCAUCGUUUAUUUCAUUUUUAUAACUAAGUGCACAAAAUCUCUUAAAGUUACAAUAAUUCUCCUAAUUGUGUAGUUUCCAAAGUUUGACAACAUUUAAAGUGAAUCCUGUGUGAAAUGCCGCCGGUGAAAAAUGAAGGCGAAAGCGACGCGGACGGAGACAUGUCCGGUGCUGAAUCCGAUCAUUCCGCGUCCAGCCGAGCCCCGGAUCACGAUUCCAGCGCGGAGGAAGCGGAUGAACCGGAUUCCGAUGAUUCCUCGGAAAUGAGCGAGAGCGAGUGCGAAAGGAGGCGAUCCGACUGUCUCGACAAUCUAACCCAUCUGGAAAAGCAAUUUACGAUACUGAAGGAGCAAUUAUACAAGGAAAAACUAAACCAAGUCGACCAACAGCUAUUGGAGAUUCGUGGUGGACGGUCACAGGAAUAUCUUGCGCCGCUGCAGCGAUUAGUUGACAACAUGAACAGCCGGAAGGAGGUAGCGGAGAUUUUGAAAAACUUCCGGAUAGAAAACAUUCGCCAUAAGUUCGAAUCGGAGCUGCAAGCCUCUAGGCAGCAUUUUGAGAGUGAAAAGCACCUUGCCAUGGAUUCCCUCAGAGAGGAACUGAUGGAGACGAUCCGACGACUCGAGGAAGACCGCCAUAAUGUUGACAUCUCGUGGGCGGACUGGGGAACCAGUACGCGCACCUCGAAGGUGCGCGGCCCCGGCCGGAGAAAGGCAGUGACCGUUUCCGGUCCGUACAUUGUUUAUAUGCUGCGCGAAGAAGACAUCCUCGAAGACUGGACCUCGAUUAGAAAGGCACUGAAAAGAUCCACGGCGGCAGCUACCUGAUAUUUAGUCUAGGGUUAAGAUCAUCACGUUCGUCUUCGUAUUAGUAGGAGAUCUAAUAUAAAUGAAUGUUCAAUUGUGUUUAAGAUUUAAAAUAUUUUAGUUCCAUUGCAUAGGAGUAUGUCUCUUAUAACGAUGAUGUGAAUGAUAUUUUUCGUUUCUGUAAUGUACAUCGACGAGUUUGUAUUGCUUUUUGAAUGUGGCAAUAAAAUGAGUAAAUUUAAGCUAACGAA